Messenger RNA from Exophiala spinifera, 1572 nucleotides. RefSeq lists its product as uncharacterized. Gene Ontology annotation, cellular component: nucleus. Gene Ontology annotation, biological process: regulation of transcription by RNA polymerase II. The record is from RefSeq and is a predicted model, not a curated record. Bases 1 to 1572 code for a protein of 523 amino acids. Lineage: Eukaryota; Fungi; Ascomycota; Eurotiomycetes; Chaetothyriales; Herpotrichiellaceae. The transcript has a single exon.
AUGCUCGCCCAGAGUGCGCUGGUCGGAGGGUGGAACGACGGUUUCAACUCAGGCUACUUGAGUGCGCUGCCAAAGACGUUUCAAGAUCACAAGAGAGGCUCGUCGGGCUCGUCGGUGACAUCGCUGGGGCCCCCGUCGCCUCUCACCCACCCCAACAACAUAUAUCCACACAUUGUCGCCACCAGCGACUCGACUUUUCCCGCUUCCUACGACUUCGACUUCUCCCAGCCUCCCCACACAGCCAAGUCGGAUUCCGCCAUGAUCUACCCGCAGAACUUCAGCGCAGUCGACAUGAGGAGGAUACAGUCACAAGGCGCCGACGAGCGUGCGUCAUUCAACAACCUGUCGGCGCCUCAAUCGGUGUCGACAAUGAGUCAUAACUCUCCUGCGACGCCGCAUACAAGUUAUGAGCCCGAGUACGACGAGAAACAUGUCUAUGGUGAGGAUCCUAGCGACGCAGACGAGAUGUUCGACUACUUACAGUUCGAAGCAGCGUUCCCGACGUCCGCAUACCAGCAGUCGUUACAAGAUGUCUUCCCUGACCAACAUUUCCCCAUGUCCUACACACAGCCGCAGCAGAACAUGCAGCGGAUGAAUCUACAACCUCACCGACAGAAUAUGAUGGCGGAUCGAUUGCAAGCGGCGACGCAAGAUCAUCUCAGGACGAACUCUCCGACGUCCGAUCCUCGCGACAAGUCUCCAUUCCGUCAGAACUCACCCUACAGCAUGCCUGCGCCGCCCCAUCGGCCACGACAACGGCCGGCCCUGAAGAACGAGCGAACGUCGAUAUCUCCCAAAGAAUUGAUGUUGGAUGAGCAUGACGUUGACGAUCACGCUGCGCCUCUGUUUGGCGCAGAUCAGUCCAACUCUACAACUUUUGGCGACGCCAGAAACAUGGCGAAUAUGGCGAGCUUCUACACGCAGAUGGCCCAUGAUACUUCCAUACCCGUGCCUCAACAAUAUCCCUUUGCUCUCAAUCCACCGAGCCGGCCGGGUACGGCCAUGCAGGAUGUCGCGCCAGAAUUCCCGGCACAUAUGCUCUCGAUGGAGUCGACCAACGAGGAAGGGCCAUCAGAGCCUUCUAGCCAACAGUCACAGAAGCCUGCGGUACAGCAACAGCCACGGUCUGCGCCUCAGCAGCAGCAGACAGUGCAGCGCCCGACGGACACGUCAUCGGAUGCGGGAACUUAUUCUUGCACGUACCAUGGCUGCCAUUUACGGUUUGACACGCCUGCGAAGCUCCAGAAACACAAACGAGACGGUCACCGGCAGACUUCCCCCGGAACGUCAUCGUCACCCAACCUGGCCUUGCGGAACUCUCAAGCGGGGCCACAUCGAUGCGAUCGGAUCAAUCCUAGCACGGGCAAGCCUUGCAACUCGAUCUUUUCAAGACCUUACGAUUUGACCCGACAUGAAGACACGAUCCACAAUGCGCGGAAGCAAAAGGUCCGGUGCCAUCUGUGUACGGAAGAAAAGACCUUCUCGCGUAACGAUGCGCUUACCAGGCACAUGCGCGUUGUUCAUCCUGAUGUGGACUGGGUGGGCAAGCAAAAGCGCAAGAGUCAGAAGUGA